AUGUUCUCGACGUCUCACCCUCACAUCACUUCAAUGCACGGAAUGUGGUCAUUCGCCCACUCUCAUGCCGCCUGCAAUGACCCUCUUCCUACCAUUGACAAUACGAACGACUUCGCUUCAGACUCGUUCGGGACCAUCGGAUAUACUGCAGAGUCUGUCAAUCUGCAAACGGGAGGCUCAGAGGUGGAGAUCGACCAAUGGUGGCAGAGUCAGAGCUUCAACGGGGUUGAGGCCACUCUGUCAGACGACAUGAUGGUGUCCCUCUUUGGCCCCGACCCUGAAGUGGCCGGCGGUUUUGCACCUUCCCCCACCAUUACACCCCCCUUCGGUUCCGACUCCACCUCCGAAUUCGUGGCCAAUGUCGGUUGUAAACGCAUGCACUCUCCCAGGUUGAUAGCCCACCCCACCACCGAGCCUGCACCUCUACUCGUUCACCCACCCACAUCAGUGGCCACACUAGCUUCUGGUUCUCAGCUGGUCACUGUUCCUGUGCCAUCUCUCACCACCACUGCCGCCCAGGCUUCGCCCGUCACCCCUACCCCCGAUUCAAUUUGUGUGCCUAAGACUGGAAAGAGAACGAAGCGCACUUUGUCCGACAGUGACUCAACUGAAAGUUCGCAAAUGGAGGCCAGGCCGGCGAAGAAGACUCGCAAGUCAAAGCGAGCAGAUGCGGCCGCCGGUGCGACCCCUGGGGCGGCAAAGGAGGACACGGAUUAUGAAUCGUCAACGUUCGGAACUCUCCUGCAGAUUAUGCAGGGGCUCGCAACGAAACGCUGGAGCCCUCCGCAGGAGGUGAUCGAUCUCACCAUUGACGAGGAUCAUCCCACUACUGUCUUCAAGGAGACCAAGAGGGAGCUGGGCGAGUUCACCAAGAGAGUUCUUGCGGAAUCCGUGCCAAAGGGUGCCCGCGGUGGACGAAUCUGUGGCCCAGUGAAGUCUGUUGCGGCUCCGACGCUUGCAUCGGUUUCAGAGCCCAGGAGUGUAUCCGCGGUGACGACAGAGACAGCUCGCAAGGGUAGAGCGGUCGUGACGGGCGUGGGUGACGGUUCACCAGAUGCUGUCCCUGCGGCGAAGAAGAAAGCCGCAGCUCCACGCAAGAACAAGAGGGCGAACAAAGGGAAGGCUACGGAAGGAAAGGACGGUUUGCAACAGACCGCGAAUAGAACGGUUCCUGCUUCAUUGUCGUCCAUUCGUACGAAGAACAAGUGGUCUCAGCGUAACCCAGAUCCGCCAGCUCUUCCGCCUCCCGUGAUAGCCGCGGCCGUCGAUUUCGUCCAUCGUCCUAGCUCUUCCACGAGUGAGAGCAGUGUAGUGCGCAGCAGCGAGUCGUCGAACAGGUCUACAGCUUCCCCACAUGUCAAGAGCGCCCCAGCGAUCCCAAUGCCGGUCGUAGCGAAUCCGGUCAUCUUCGACUUCUUCAGUCAGCGGUGA
Sparassis crispa is the source of this 1431-nucleotide messenger RNA. RefSeq lists its product as hypothetical. Lineage: Eukaryota; Fungi; Basidiomycota; Agaricomycetes; Polyporales; Sparassidaceae. Bases 1 to 1431 code for a protein of 476 amino acids. The record is from RefSeq and is a predicted model, not a curated record. The transcript is spliced from 3 exons.